This is a messenger RNA of Ctenopharyngodon idella (grass carp), 1439 nucleotides long. RefSeq names its product spermatogenesis-associated protein 22. Gene Ontology annotation, biological process: gamete generation; regulation of meiotic cell cycle; meiotic DNA repair synthesis. The record is from RefSeq and is a predicted model, not a curated record. The transcript is spliced from 8 exons. NCBI's taxonomy places the organism in Eukaryota, Metazoa, Chordata, Actinopteri, Cypriniformes, Xenocyprididae. Bases 170 to 1201 code for a protein of 343 amino acids.
ACUCGCGCCAAAACGAUCUCGUCGCAAUAAACAAAAAUUAUUGUAAUACUAAAGCAAUUUUGGGGGAUUAAACCACAGAUACCUCUUAAACUACUGAAUUAGCGCUUCUAAUUCACAUCUUUUCUCUUCAUUGACGCAAUUUUGUACUGACAGUGUGUGAGUUGUCAAGAUGUGGAGGAAUGAAAACCAGACACCAAACGCAGGCUGUCUCUCCGUGCCUCUGUUUAAUCAAAGGAAGAGGAGCAGGCUGCCUUUGACGUCUAAUCCCUCUGAGAGCGAUCUCUUCACUGCCAACCACUACAAUGAGACACAAUCCUCCUCCUCUGCUCUUCCCACUUUAGGUCAGAGUGGUCAGUGGAGCCAGCAAGCCUAUCUUUCAUCUCAGCAAGCCAGCAUGAGAUCUGCUGCUUCACCUGGUGUGGCUGGACGAGGAUAUGCACCUUUAUCUCACCCAAAAAAACCUGUCUAUGCCCGGUCACAGACAGGGCAACAAAGGCCUCCAGUGAGACAGGAUUCAAUACCAGCAGUUGGAUCCCAGCUUCAUGGUGGCUUUCCAAGCAGCAGCUCAGUCUCGCUCGGCCAGCCCACAUGGUCCUGCGGCAUCCAGAAUCAACAGUCGUUUAAUAGACCAACAAAUUCUCCCAGAAAGCCGUACCGUCCCCAACAGUGCACCCCCGCAGCAGGAAGCACUCAGGGAAGUCACAGCGGAAAGUGGAACUUCAGACCUGUUGGACAAUCAACCAGUGGAAUGUGGGCAAAAGAAAAGAUGGACACCUCAAGGGUCCAGACCACCCCUCAGAAGCAGAAGCCCCCUCGUGAGAUAUCUCUGCGUCUUAUUACUGCUGUUAUUGAAGGAAUGAAGCACUGGAGCCAGUACAAGAACAGAGUACCAAUGCUGUUUGAGAUCUUUGCAACACUGGACUCUGCAGUUUCAGUUGAAGAACACGGAACAAAGAAAUUCCUCAUGAGGGAUGGUAAACAGGUGGUCCAGUGCCUUUACUAUGAAAUUGAUCAGAUUCUGCCCAGACUGAUCAGAGGUCAGGUGCAUCGCUGUGUCGGAAACUACGACAGGGAUAAGGACAAAAUGACUUGUGUGUCAGUUCGAGCUGCUUCGAUGUCAGAGCAAAGAAAUGCGCAGGAGGCUGUGAGAGCGUCAGAUGCAGAGAUGAGGGAUGUGGUGCUGGCUCUCAGUGAAAUCUGAUGUGGAUUGAGUGAGUAACACGAGAAAGAUUCAACUAGCACAGACUUUUACUGAAGUUAGGGUUGGUUUUGUUUUAAUUGUGAAUUAGUUAAGAGAUGACAUAAUUGUCAGUGAAGAUAAAGCAGUAUUACAGUAAAUCUGUGAUCUGUAUCUGGAGAUUUUGAUUCUGUACGUGAUGAAUGAAAAUGACUUUAAAAUACAUUCAAAUAUAGUUAAGUUAUUAUAAUUUAUUAUAAGU